CGAACGAAUCCAACUCAACCUCCACACCAUCCACGACAACCCAAUCCACCACCCUUAAUCCUCACCACCACCAACCCACAAAGUACACAGUCCAUUCCAUUCCGUCAAACACCCUCAGCUCCCACCUCCCUCUCUACAGAAACCUACUAUACCAUACUCCCCAACCACACCCUUUCCUUUUCCACACUCCAAACCUAAAAAUCCACACUCUCUGGACCCCAAAGCACAUCCACAAACCCCCCCACCCAAAACACGCAAUCCCAAUGCCAUCAACCACAACCACAACCCCGGGCCCCCCACCAGCCCCAACAACUGAUCCUGCUACUGCUGCAGUGACUACAGCAGCACCAACAACAACACCAACAACCCUCCUCUGGGCCUACGAACUCCGCCGCGAGAACAUCGAGCUCGCCGCCCGCCUCACCGCCGCGGAGGCCACUAUCGCUGCCUUGCAGCACCAGCUGAAGGAUGUGCGGGAGGAGUUGCAGGUCCAGAAAGUCUGUGCUCUGAAGGAGAGGGAGUGGGAGGAGAUGGAAAGGCGGGUGCAGGGGGUGGAGGAUUCGGUGAGGGGGGAGGUUGCGGUGCUGGCGGGGUUGGUGGAGGGGGUGCAGGGUAGGGUUGCAGGGUUGAUGACGAGAAGAGAGGGGGGUCUGGGUGGGGAGGAAGGGCGGAAGGAUGAUGUUUAUGGGGAGGAGGGAGUGCUGGUGCCGGAUUCGACGUCUGCUGGGGCUGCUGCUGGUGGUGCUGGUGGUGGUGAUUUGGGGUAUAUGGAUAGGGUUGGUGUGAGCGGGGGGUUGCGGUUGGGGAUGGGGAGAGGGGGUGGGUUGUCUUCGACGGUUGAGGGGGGGAGUGAGAGUACUUCGUGGGAGAGUGGGAGUUUGGAUUGUGGUGGUGGUCGUGGUGGUCGUGGUGAUGGCUCUGUGGUGAUGGCUCUGUGGUGA
This is a messenger RNA of Aspergillus fijiensis CBS 313.89, 941 nucleotides long. RefSeq lists its product as uncharacterized. Bases 264 to 941 code for a protein of 225 amino acids. The transcript has a single exon. The record is from RefSeq and is a predicted model, not a curated record. NCBI's taxonomy places the organism in Eukaryota, Fungi, Ascomycota, Eurotiomycetes, Eurotiales, Aspergillaceae.